GAUAUCAAUUAAAAAUUCUUAAUUCCAUCUGUUAAUGACAAAAUUGUUCAUUGGACACAAAAUCAGUAUAUUUUUAUUAAAAAUUUCCUUUGAAGUCAGUGUGACCUUGUUUGGGAGGCACAGGGCCAUAAAAAGGUGAAUUUGAACCUGGCAUGCUUUGAAAUUUUAUUAAGCUUAACAAUUGAAAAUUAACAUUUAAAAAAAAUUUCUACAGAGUAUAAUAAUUGUCUAAAAUUAGAAUUUUGAAGCAAAAGCAAUAAAAUACAAAGAGACAUGUGUCACAAGGUAGGUCUAUAAACCUGCCAGACGAUCAAACACACAGUAAUGGUUGUAACUUGCAAUCAAGGCCGAGUCACCAUUCAAUGAUCACUGAUUGCAUUGUAAUGACUAUCAAAGCCUUCCUUGGCCUGGAAUAUUCAAUUGCCAAUCUUGAUCUUUAACCAGCUUUCUUGAAUCAAUGAUUUCGUUGCAAGAUAUAAUAGUCAUGUUUUAAACUGUUUUAACUUUCUGUUAACUGACUACUGUUUUAUUCCAAAUUAUUGUCAUUUUGGUGUAUUCAGUUGUCAGCCAAAAAGUUCAAGAUUAUAUCAGAUGAUUAAGAGAAAUUUUGGUGCCAAUUUAUUAAAAAUUUAGCUCUAUGAAAUUUUUAUUCGAGUAUUAGCCAAAAACAUUAACAUUAAUUAAACCCAUAAAAAGCUACUGUUACUUUAAGUAGCUUAUUUCACCUGAUAUUCCUUUUUAAGAGAAAUUUUUAAGUAAACUGAUUAAAAUUUAUCUUUAUGCAAUUUCAAUAAAGUAUAUUGUCCUAAAAGAAGACAAAUUAAGUGUCCUUUGUCACUAGGCAUGCUUUUUUGACAUUUUUAAAGCCAAACAAUUGGAAAUUAACAUUUAACUUCAUUCUGUAGAGCAGAAUUUAUUAUUAUAAUCUAAAAGUAGAAUUUUGAAACAAAUGUGAUUAAAUACAAUGUUGUGUUUUGUGUCACAAGGUUUGUCUAUAAAAUUGCCAGACGAUCAAACACACAGUAAUGGCUGUAACUUGCAAUCAAGGCCGAGUCACCAUUCAAUAAUCAUUGAUUUCUGGUGUUGUAAAGUCAAUCAAAGCCUUUCUUGGCCUGGCAUACUCAAUCUGCCAAUCUUGAUCUUUAACCACCUUUCCUGAAUCAAUGAUUUGGUCGCCAUUACAGUCAUGUAUAUACUGUAUAAAGUUAACUUUCUGUUUUAUUCCAAAUUACUUCCAUUUUGGGGCAUUCCAGUCAGACUUUUCAAAUUUAAUAACACUACUAACCAAAAUCAUAAAUUUUAAAUCCAUUAAAGCUAGUAAGUAGCUUAUAUCACCUGAUAUUCCUUUUAGUAGAAAUUUUGAAGCAAACUGAUUAAAAUUAAAAUUUACAUUUAUGCAAUUUUUAUAAAGAUGCAAUUUUUAUAAAGUAUAUUGUCCAAAAAAGAUAAUUUGCAUCCAAAACAAAUAAGUGUCCCUUGUUGCCAAGCAUGCUUUUUGACACUUUUUAAAGCCAAACAUUGGAAAUUUACCUUUAACUUAAUUCUAUUGAGUAUAAUUAAAGUAUAAAAUGUAGAAUUUUGAAAAAAAAUGAUUAAAUACAAAGUGGUUUAUGUCACAAGGUUUGUCUAUAAAUUUAUUUUGCCAGAAAAUCAAAAAUAAAGUAAUGGCUGUAACUUGCAAUCAAGGCCGAGUUACCAUUCAAUAAUCAUUGAUUUCUGGCAUUGUAAAGUCAAUCAAAGCUUUUCUUAGCCUGGCAUAUUCAAUCUGCAUUAAGUUAACUUUCUGAUUACUGACUACUGUUUUAUUCCAAAUUAUUUCCAUUUUGGUGUAUUCCGUUGUCAGACAAAAUGUUCCAAAUUGUAAUUGGUGAAAAAGAAAAAUUUUGAAGCCAAUUUAUUAAAUAUUUACCUAUAUCUAACUUUGAUAAGUGUAUUAGCCAAAAACAUUAACAUUUUUCAAGUAGCUCUUAUCACCUGAUAUAUCUUUUUAUGAGAAACUUUUAAGCAAACUGUUUAAAAUUUACUAUUAUGCAAUUUGUUCAAAAAGUAGAAUUUGCAUCCAAAACAAAUAUGAGUGUGUGUCCCUUGUCACCAGGCAGGUUUUCUUGACAUUUUUAAAGCCAAUUGAAAAUUUACCUUUUACUAAAUUCGACGGAGUAUAAUUAAUUACAGUCUAAAAUUUGAAACUAAGUUCUAUAGAGUAUAAAUCUAUAUUAUAUUUCACAAAGUUUGUUUGUAAAAUUGCCAGAUGAUGAAACACUCAGUAAUGGCUGUAACUUGCAAUCAAGGCCAAGUCAGAGUUCAAUAAUCAUCGAUUUCUAGUUUUGUAAAGUCAAAGCAUGUCUGGCCUGGAAUAUUAAAUCUUCCAAUCUUGAUCUUUAAUCCAUUACACGUAUACAUUCCUGUAUAAGCAAAAGUAAAGAAUCAGUUUGACACAUAUCAAGUACAUACAAUGUAGAGUAACUGAAUACAUAUAUUAACAUUUAUAUACAUUUUCAUGCAUCUGAAAAUGGAUUCAUAAAAACUGCUUUUAAUUUCUUUACUAGAGCGUUCUACCAUCUGAAAUGAUACUAAAAGUAUAUGUUUCCAGUAUUCAUUUCUUACCGAAUAUUCUUCUUUUUCUGGGUAUGUUUUAGUUUUCAGCAUGGUUGUUCUAUGAAAUAACUAACAUAUAAUGUUGAACUUUGGCGGGAUUCACAAAGAGAUUGGCCAUUUCAAUUUGCCAGUGUUGUAUGGGCCACCCAUGUCUGGAAAGACAUUAACAGCAUCAUGUGUUGCCUUGAUAACGGGCAUAUUGAAGAACCAGAUCAGUUCAAGAAACACCCAGGCAUUCCUCAGUGACUGUUUUGCCAUUUCAACAUUUCCAUCAGUUUGGGAUGACCCGACAAAAGAGCAGGAAGUAAAACAAGUUUGCAUCGACCUUGGCAACGCAGCAUUCCGGGGCAAGUUUAAGGAAGAUGCUAAGACACCCCUUUCAGGCUGCCUAGUCACUGCAAACUUCAGCCUCUCAGAAAUUGAAAAGUACUAUUCAAGAGUGUGCUUGAUUCCAUUCGAAAAAGUGAAGAAGGUAACCCAUGUUGGUGAGGGUCCAGCCUUGGAGAAGAGGGCAUCAGCAGCUCUUCCAACACUCAUCAACUUUGCGCAUGGCAUUAGAAGAGAAGACGUUCAUGACAUUGUAGAGGUACUCAGAACCAGUAACAUCAGAGAUUUAAGAAUUUUAGAAGGUGUGGCAAUUCCAUGUAUGCUGGCAAAGAAAAUAUUAAGCACCUGUGACCUGCCACAUGAAGAACUACUGGACUUCUGUGGUAGGAUAUUGAACUACCACACCACACGUGGUAGUCUACCACAAGAAGUUGAAAAUGGAAACAGUAGUUCUGGUACUGCUCUGCAGAAGGUUUUCAUGAUGGCGAAAGAUAAAGAGGUGUCUGCACAUAUACGCAUCACUGCAGACAAGCUAUAUGUGAGAGUGAAGGAAUUUGAUCAGAAAAGGUAGGUACCACCCUUGCAGCUGUAU
Messenger RNA from Ruditapes philippinarum (Manila clam), 3514 nucleotides. RefSeq lists its product as uncharacterized. Lineage: Eukaryota; Metazoa; Mollusca; Bivalvia; Venerida; Veneridae. The transcript has 5 exons. The record is from RefSeq and is a predicted model, not a curated record. Bases 2675 to 3493 code for a protein of 272 amino acids.